UUCAACAUCGCCGCCGUAUAUUUCUACUCUGUUCGUUUUCGUGCCUUCUGAGGAUAGUUCGAGGGAUUGGAGAACCAUCACGGUUAACUUAAUCGUGGCCGAGAAUUCUUCUUCCGUGUGCGAAAGUGGGGGUCUUUCCUCGAUCGCCGAAAAGUUAAAGGUUUAAUCUUCGGACAAUUGGGGCUUUUGUCGGAGGAUUAGGUUUUUCUUUUCCUUUUUGGUGGAUGACUUGCUGCUUCAAUUGGGGUUCAUCGUCGUCUUUUGAUCAUUCGAGGUUUUCCAUGUCGGAGGAUUAGACCUGGGGAGUGAGAGCUCUAGAUUAAGUAUACGGCGGUUUUUCUGCUGCGUGGACUCGGUGGUAUUGUAUCUCCACCGUUCGUUGUUCGGUGAGAUGGAGAUCGACUCGGAUAUUCUUGAUUCUGGCCCCCAUAUGGUUCUCGAGAGGCUUGCGCGUAUCGGAGUGCCUGAGGAGUGCCGCACCAAACCUGGCCUGGUGGAAUUUGUCAGAGCUGACCGGUCCAGGACUCCUGAGCUAGUAACUGCUAUACUACCCACGGACAGGGAAGUUGCUGGAGAAUUAAAGGAAUCUAGAGAGCGUUCCCGGAAAUUUUCGGUGAGCUCUAGCGUGAAAAAGAUGUUUAGGGAGAGCAUGGAAUGGCUACAGUGGCUGAUGUUUGAGGAUGACCCUGUUUUUUGUCUGAGGAACCUAGCCAAAAUGAAUGUUGGUCAGCGCGGUGUUUGUGGUUCUGUCUGGGGACACAAUGAUAUAGCAUAUCGGUGCAGAACAUGUGAAAAUGACCCAACUUGUGCAAUUUGUGUUCCUUGUUUCCAGAAUGGUGACCACAGCAACCACGACUACUCUAUUAUAUAUACAGGCGGUGGUUGCUGUGAUUGUGGGGACGAGACAGCAUGGAAACGAGAGGGUUUUUGUUCAAUGCAUAAAGGUGCAGAACAGAUUCAACCCCUUCCAGAAAAUCUAGCAAAUUCAGUGGGGCCUGUCCUUGAUGCCAUUUUUGCUUGUUGGAAAAACAAGCUUUUGUCCGCAGAAAGUAUCAGUCAGAAAGAUAACCGUUCGAUUGAUAAUGUUGUAGAAAUCCAAAAGAGGCCAAAUGAGUUGACAUUUGUUACGGUUGAAAUGCUUUUGGAGUUUUGCAAUUGCAGCGAGAGUUUGCUCAGUUUUGUUUCCAGGAGAAUGAUCUCUUCAGAUGGUCUGCUGAAUCUUCUUGUAAAGGCAGAGAAGUACUUGCACCAAGAGGUUUUGAAGAAACUACAUGAAUUGCUUCUCAAACUAAUAGGAGACCCUAACUUUAAGUCUGAGUUUGCAAAAACAUUUGUGAGUUACUAUCCAGUUGUUAUAAGUGAAGCGGUUAAGCAGGGUAGUCACAACACAUUCAAGAAGUAUCCUCUGGUAUCCACGUUCUCAGUGCAAAUCUUCACAGUGCCUACUCUAACACCUCUUCUUGUGAAGGAUAUGAAUUUGCUCGCUAUGCUUUUUGGAUGCCUAGGCGAAAUCUUUCUUUCUUGUGCUGGGGAGGAUGGCGUUCUGCAGGGCACGAAAUGGGAACGGAUGAGUGAGGCAAUUGAUCGUGUCAUCGGAGAUUUGAAAUUUGUUAUGAGCCAUACUGCAGUUUCUAAAUAUGCAACGCAUGAACAGCAGGACUUAUCCAGAUCUUGGUUGAUACUCUUGACCUUUGCUCAAGGGAUGAACCCCCAAAAGAGAGAAACCGGAAUCCAUAUCGAGGAAGAAAAUGAUUACAUGCAUCAUUUCUUUCUUUUGGGCCAUUCUAUUUCUGUUAUCCACUCGCUUUUGGUCGAUGGUGUGUAUUCUGCUGGUAUCAAUGAAGAAAUAGAAGGUGAGAAGACUACCAAGGGAGAACCUGAUACAGAUGAUGGAGACAGAGAAAGGCAUGCAAAGGUUGGAAGACUGUCUCAUGAAGACUCUGUCUGUAGUGCAAUGGGAAGCAGCAGUUCAUCUGGUGAUAUAUCUAUGGCUGCUGAAGUCCAGUCAAAUGAUUCUUUCCGUGCAUUGCUUCCUCCACAUGCUAUAUGGUUGAUACGUGAGUGUUUGAAAGUUCUAGAGACAUGUCUAGGAGAUGAUGAAGGUAUAUCAAAGUUUCUUUGCAAUCUUUCGACACCUAGGGGCGGGAGUAUCUCCGGAAGAAAAGGUUUAGGGCCAAAGAGAGAAAUAUCAAAGGUUGAAACCGGAAAGAUUAUACUUAGUGGUCUUGUCAGCUCCAAUGGAGAUCCAUCUACUGGGUUACCACCUCUGUGUGGUGAUAUACAAUCAAAUCUUAAUUUGGAGAAUGCUAGUGGACCAGAUGAGGAGGUUCAAACAGGUUUUACUGCUGACUCAUGGACAUUUUCUUGCAACUCUGCUGUUUCGAUAAAGAAUGCAUCAGAAGGAUUGCGUAUCCUUGGCCUCUGUGAAUGGCCAGACAUCCACUAUGAUGUUAGCACCCAGCCCAUAUCGGUUCAUCUACCGUUACAUCGAUUACUUUCUGUGCUUGUAGAAAGAGCAUUAAGAAUAUGUUAUGGAGAAUUUGCGUUGCCCCAUGUAGUCAGUGCUAGUUAUCAGGACCCACAUAUAGACUUCUUCAGAUACGUACUUGGAGAUUUCCAUCCUUAUGGAUUUUCUGCCUUCAUUAUGGAGCAUGCUCUCCGGAUUAGGGUAUUUUGUGCUCAGGUUAUUGCUGGUAUGUGGAGAAGGAACGGGGAUACUGCCUUAGUAUCGUGUGAGUGGUAUCGGUCGGUACGCUGGUCAGAACUGGGCCUAGAGCUUGAUCUCUUUCUGCUGCAAUGUUGUGGUGCCUUAGCUCCUGCAGAUUCUUAUGUUAGCCAGAUUCUCAAUCGAUUUGGGCUCUCGAGCUAUUUGUCAUUGUGUCCUGAUAGAUCAAAUGAGUACGAAGCAGUUUUGGUCCAGGAAAUGCUCACUCUUCUGGUACAGAUUCUGCAAGAAAGGCGGUAUUCUGGUCUUACUACUGCUGAAAGUUUGAGAAGGGAGAUCAUUUACAAGUUAGCCACUGGAGAUGCCACUCACAGUCAGUUAGUUAAAUCUUUACCUCGUGACUUGGCCAAGUCUGAUAAGCUUCAGGAGAUAUUGGAUAGUGUUUCCGUUUACAGCAAUCCAUCUGGGUUUAACCAGGGAAAGUAUUCGCUGCGAUCAUCUUGUUGGAAGGAAUUGGAUCUGUACCACCCUCGUUGGCAUUCAAGAGAUUUGCAAGCUGCAGAAGAAAGGUAUUCACGCUACUGUGGAGUAUCUGCGUUGACCACUCAGCUUCCUAGGUGGAGGAAAAUCUAUCCACCUCUAAAGGAGCUGGCUAAAAUAGGAACUUGCAGAACCACCCUUCAAAUAAUUUCCACAGUGUUAUACUAUGCACUUUACAGUAGUACAUCUCUUGAAUCACGUGCUCCAGAUGGCGUUCUCGUCCCUGCAUUGCACUUGUUAUCUUUAUCACUGGAUAUCUGUAUUCAGCAGAGGGAAUGUACCCAGGCUUGUGGGACUGAAGAUUUGAUUCCCAUUAUUGACUUAGCUGGUCAGGAAACUAUUGGGAUUGAUCAAAGGACUGGAAAGCAAAGUUUGUUGUCACUUCUUGUUUCACUUAUGAGGGCACGUAAAGGCGAUGAUCACCACCGAAUUACAGAAGCUGGCAGCUGCAAUAUAUCUUCAUGGGUUGGAAGUUUGCUUAAAAAGUUUUAUGAAAUCGAUUCUCUUUGCAAGAACAUGCUGCAAAAGCUUGCUCCUGAGGUGGUUGGUCAUUUACCUAGUCCUGAUAAAGUCAUAUCAGGUUCUUCUUCUGACGAGAAACGCAAAGCUAAAGCUCGAGAGAGACAGGCUGCUAUUCUGGCAAAAAUGAAAGCUGAGCAAUCAAAAUUCUUGUCCACCUUGAGUUCGAGUAUGGAGGAUGAUAGUUCAAAAUCUGAAACUGAAACAAGUAAUUCAGUUGUGGAAAAUGAUUCGGAAACUGUUAUCCAUGAAGUUUGUUCUCUCUGUCAUGAUCCGAAUUCAAAAGAUCCCAUUUCUUGCUUGAUUUUCCUCCAGAAAUCCAAGCUUUUAAGUUUUGUGGAUAGAGGUCCGCUUUCUUGGGAUCGGGUUGCACAAUCUGAAAAGGUGCCAAUGGGGGCAGCUCCCGAUCUCUUUGGGAUGGAUGUUUCCUCAGAUAAUUUAAGUGUGGGCUCUCAGCAUUUAUCGCAGUUGUCAGAGGAUGCAAUCACUCAAUCUACUAAGGACUCUGUACUGGAGUCUCUCAGAGCUCGGCUCAUGAAGAACAGUCAGAUGCAAUUCAGGCCUAGCAAUGCGAAGGGAAAGGAUAAACAUAGUUUGGAGACAUUAGAGAUAACUAUGUAUAGAACUAUUUGUAGAAGACUUGAUGAUCUGAAGCGUGGAGUUCCUACACGUGUGGAGCAUCAACAGCCUGGUCCUCAAAGCAGCACCAGUAGUGUUUCUGAUGAUUUUCUAUCCACAAAGACCUCCAGACAUCCUCUAUUAGAUAAACCCAGAUCAGUUUAUGCAUCGCAUGCUGGUUUUGAUGGAUUCCAUCCUACUAAUUGUGAUGGAAUUAAUCUGUCAUCUUGUGGGCAUGCCGUGCAUCAGGGUUGUUUGGAACGGUACUUGACAUCAUUGAGGGAAAGGUCUGUCAGAAGAAAUGUCUUUGAAGGUGCACAUAUCGUGGAUCUAGAUCGGGGAGAGUUUCUGUGCCCUGUAUGUCGCCGUCUAGCAAAUUCCAUCUUACCUGCUAGUCUUGGGGAUUUAUGUGCUGUCUCAAAGCUGCAACCGAGUUCCAGUACUAGCUCAAAUAAAACAGAUGAAGAUAAUCAUCAUCUUCGACUUCCUGAAGCUUUGUGUCUCCUGCAAACUACUGCUGAGAUGAUUGAAGAUGGUGAUACAGUUAAAGCGGUUCUCUUUCAGGGAGAUGCACAAAGAAGGCAAGACCUUGAAUAUGUCUCAAGCAAGCUCUGGAAUUUGUAUUUUUCUGAGAGACAGGAAAAGUCUCGGGAAAUUCCAUGGGUAGCUCAAUCGAUUGUCAUGUGGGAUACCCUUAAGUACUCUCUUAUUUCAAUGGAGAUUGUUGCUCGUUCUGGAAAGACUUCUAUGCUUCCUGUCUAUUGUGGUGAUUCUCUAUACGAGGAGUUCAAAACAUCUAAUGGAUCGAUUCUGUCGCUUUUAUUACGAGUGGUUCAGAGCACACGAACAAAGAAUCCUAUUCAUGUUCGUCAGAGAUUUACGGGUAUGCAGCUUUUUGUAGAGUCUAUCUGCUCUGGGAUUUCUGGUAGUUAUUCGAGCAGCAUAUAUGCAAGAGAAGGCACCACACUAGGCUUAUUGAAGAAUGCAAAUCCAGCAGCUUUUUCUGCUGAUCAUCUGUUCUGGAAUCGCACAUCUGAUCCGAUUCUUUCUCGUGAUCCUUUCUCGUCAUUGAUGUGGGUUCUCUUCUGUCUCCCUUCCCCUUGCAUCUCAUGUGAGGAGUCUCUCCUAUCCCUUGUGCAUAUCUUCUACACAGUCUCUCUUGUACAGAGUAUAAUUGCAUAUUGUACACAUAAUUGGUAUGACUUCGGACUAGGCUUUGAGGAAAGCCUAAAAGAAUCUGGAUGUGGUGGCCAGUAUUUCAAGUCGAACUACAUGGACUUCUCUUGUGGUAUAAAGGACACACUUCGCAAAUGUAGCUUUCCUUUUUUGAGGAGAUGUGCAUUGCUGUGGAGGCUACUGAAAUCUGAACCUGGGCAGUUCCUUGAGAGGGACCAUAUGAAUGUGUCAUCUGACUCUACCAUUGACAAGAUGGAUUUUACAUACAGUGCACAUUCUGAGCUCAUUGAAGUACAAGAGCUGGAGAAAAUGUUUAAGAUUCCUCCUAUUGAUAUUGUUCUGAAAGAUGGACUUGUCCAGUCUCUUGCUCAAAGGUGGUUCCAACACUUUCAGAGAGAAUAUAACGUUAACAGAACCAAAGGGCUGCUUUGUAUCACCCCUGCUGUUCCUUUCAGGCUAAUGAGAUUACCCCAUCUUUACCAGGAUCUGUUGCAAAGGUGUAUCAAAGAAUCUUGCACCAACUGCAAAAAAGUCAUUGAUGAACCUGCCUUAUGUCUUCUAUGUGGAAGAUUGUGCUCUCCAGCCUGGAGGCCUUGCUGCAGGGAAAGUGGUUGCCAGACUCAUGCAAUGUCCUGUGGUGCUGGAACUGGUGUAUUCCUUUUGAUUCGGCGGACCACAAUUCUACUACAAAGAUCUGCACGGCAGUCGCCUUGGCCAUCUCCUUACUUGGACGCUUUUGGUGAAGAGGAUCUCGAUAUGCGCAGGGGAAAACCACUCUACUUGAAUGAAGAACGUUAUGCUGCUCUGACAUACAUGGUUGCUUCUCACGGUCUUGAUCAAAGCACGAAGGUUCUUGCUCAAACCACAAUAGGGGCCUUCACCACAAUCGGUCCAUUCGCAACCUAAGGGCCAAAACCAUCCUGGUUUUAAGAAUCUUGUCGUCUGGAAACUGAAGUCUUUUCCUUUUGUCAUAAACUCCCUCAAUGGAACCCAUUGGACGUGAACUGUCUCCAUCAAGCUAAAUAUACAGAGGCGCACCACCCAAACUAUGAAUGUGGCCGUUGGCUCUUCCUCGCUUCCAACAAAUCUAUUUUUGAUCAGCCAAGAAUGUGGGGGACAAGACAGAGAUUCCUGCGUUGACUUUUGUGAUCCGAGACUUUUUUUUUGGUGUGGUGUGUGGGGUUAAUCUUGUUGUCGUUUUCUGUGAAUGUAUAUAUGAUAUGAUAUGAUAGUCCUCGCGGUUUAAUAACUUUUAAAUCAGAAAUAAGUUUGUGUUAUAUUCGUUGACCCAAAAAGUUUUUACCAAAACCAUGUGUGGGUUUACUUUUUUUCAUGGAUCAAAUUUUUAUGACCAUG
Messenger RNA from Tarenaya hassleriana, 6874 nucleotides. Its product is annotated as E3 ubiquitin-protein ligase PRT6. Bases 392 to 6424 code for a protein of 2010 amino acids. Gene Ontology annotation, cellular component: ubiquitin ligase complex; cytoplasm. The transcript is spliced from 18 exons. NCBI's taxonomy places the organism in Eukaryota, Viridiplantae, Streptophyta, Magnoliopsida, Brassicales, Cleomaceae. Gene Ontology annotation, biological process: ubiquitin-dependent protein catabolic process via the N-end rule pathway; protein ubiquitination. The record is from RefSeq and is a predicted model, not a curated record. Gene Ontology annotation, molecular function: ubiquitin protein ligase activity; zinc ion binding.